UAAGAUACAGACUUAUUUGCCUGAAAUCAUCCAUCGUUUUCUUAAUUUUGAUCUGCUACAAGACCACAACAGCAAUUUUUUUUUCUUCUGUUCACUCUUCUUUCUCUCUCCUUCUUCAAUGUUGUCGAAACUAUCGAAUUAACCCCGCACACACUCUCUCUAAAAUCCACUGAAUUCGAACCCCCGUCUGUGUGUUUUUCUUCACACUAAUUAGGGUUUUGGGGAAAAUGAAGUCUAAACUGAGAGGAUUUGGACUGAAAAGAAGCGAAACAAAGGAAAAAAUUGAUUUGUUACCUCCUGCUCAGUUAGAUGAGCUCGCUCAAGCUGCUCGGGACAUGCAAGACAUGAGAAAUUGCUAUGAUAGUUUACUUUUCGCAGCUGCUGCAACGGCAAACAGUGCAUAUGAAUUCUCAGAGUCAUUGCGGGAAAUGGGUUCUUGUUUGUUGGAGAAAACAGCAUUACAUGAUGAUGAAGAAAGUGGCAAGGUUUUGCUAAUGUUGGGGAAUGUGCAGUUUGAACUUCAAAAACUUGUUGAUAGUUAUCGGUCUCAUAUAUUCCUGACGAUUACAAAUCCAUCUGAAUCCCUGCUCAAUGAACUUCGGACAGUUGAGGAUAUGAAGCGACAAUGUGAUGAAAAAAGAAAUGUCUAUGAAUACAUGGUGGCACAACAAAAGGACAAGGGAAGAUCAAAAGGUGGGAAAGAUGAAAGUACUACUUUGCAGCAAUUGCGAUCAGCUCGUGAAGAAUAUGACGAGGAGGCAACCCUAUGUGUUUUUCGGUUGAAAUCUCUGAAACAGGGACAGUCUCGAAGCCUUCUAACACAGUUAGCACGUCAUCAUGCUGCUCAGUUGAAUUUCUUUCAGAAGGGACUUAAAUCACUUGAGACAGUUGAACCUCACGUAAGACUGAUUACAGAACAUCAACACAUUGAUUACCAUUUCAGUGGACUUGAAGAUGAUGGUAGAGAAGAUGGUGAGGAUGUCGAUGAUACAUAUGAAGGCAGGGAAUUGAGUUUUGACUACAGAGCAAAUAAUCAGGGGCAUGCUGUUUCUGCAGCAAGGAAUUCUAUGGAGGUUGAUGAAGAGGAUCUUUCAAUCCCCCAAGCGCCAGCAGCAGAAAAUGUAGAGUUAAACCCAGACAAAACCCCUGGUGGUUUCCAUUUCCCAAUCAGAGAACCAAGAGGAGGCAGCCAUUCAGCACCAAUUUUUCCAGAAAGAAAACCUGAUCCAGUUGAAAGAAUAAGACAAAUACAGAAAUCAUCGAGGAAGUCCAACACAUAUGUGCUGCCCACACCUGUUGAUGCAAAGGGUGUGAUCUCUUCAAGAGCAAGCGGUUCAGUUCCCAACACAAGGCAAAUAGACAUCAGUGGGCGUCACUAUUUGUCCCAUUCUUCUCCACUGGAACAGAAGAAGAAUGAGAAAGAUUCUGGCGAUAGUCACCUGCCAGAGUUCACCCCUUCAAAAGAACGUUCAGGACAUAAAGAGAGCAACAAUCCUAAUGCUUCCACCCAAUUACCCCGUCCUUUAGUAGGAGGAAUCUCAUUUCCACAGCUUGAUGUUUACAAUGCAUCUGAUAACAAAAAAAUUAAACGGCAAUCCUUCUCUGGUCCGAUAACCAGUAAGCCAUGGUCAAUGAAGUUGGCCUUAUCAUCCAGUGGUCCCAUUUCUGCUACUGAACUUUCACAAGUUUCUGGAGUGCUUGCUCAUGUUGCAAAUCCUCAGCCUUCUACAUCCCCCAAAGUAUCCCCUAGUACAUCACCUCCUCUUGUUUCUUCACCCAGGAUAAGCGAGCUUCAUGAACUUCCAAGGCCACCAGGUAAUUUAGCAGCCAAAGCUGCAAAAUCUCUCGGGCCAAUUGGACACUCUGCUCCAUUGGUCAGAAAUCCUGAGCUUUCUGGAACAAACAAGAUUUCUUCAAGGGCAGCAAAUUUGGCAUCACCUCUUCCCACGCCACCGUUGAUGGUCCCAACAAGUUUCUCAAUACCCUCAAUUAGUCCAAGAACAAUGACUGUACAUGUUUCUAAGCUUUUGGAUUCUUCUCAACUACUGGAUAAACCUGGGAAAGUUGAUUCUCCUCCAUUGACACCGAUUUCCCUCACAAAUAUGAGGCAAGCAGCUGCCAUUUCAGAAUCGAUACUGCAUUCUGGUCAAAUUAGAGGUGAGAUAUCAUGUUCAUUAAUUUUCUGUCAACUGAGAAUCGAGCUAGCAAUACUUUUGUGCAGCUAAGGGUUGCUCCUAUGCCGUCUGAUUCCCCCCCGCCCCCGCCCCCCCUCAUUUUUAUUGGGUAAGGCUUUUUGUUGCUUUGUAACAAUUCAUAUUGUAUGUCAGAAAAAAUGCUCUGGUUAGUUGUCAACUUUAAACUGAGAAUACUUUCCCGCCUGUUCAAUAUGAACUGUGCUGCAUGAACAAGUAAUCCAUUCAAUUGUCAAUAGAACAAGAUAUGGUCUCUUACUGUAUACUGUAUCACUUGCAGGUAAUAUUGAAUGUGUUUCCUUGAUGUGGUGUUAAGUUGUAUCUGUCUUAUCAUGUUGCGAUUACAGACUCCAUGUAGUAUUUAACGAUUUAUUUGGUAUUUACCAGUAUGAAUGUGUGAAUUUGACGUUCUCCCCAUCUGGUGUUACUGAUAGAAAUUCUUGAGCAUCGAUCCUUUGUUUUUUGGUGCCCGGAUAUAAACAACUUAACUAAUCUUCCGCUCAACAUGAAUAAUCUCAAGGGUUAUAAAAUCUUCUUCUGAAUUAUUUUUAAACUGGUCAUUUUUUGUAAGAGAUUGCUAAAUUGCGUUCAACAAAUGAAUUGUUAGGUCAGGUUUGGUGUGGACUGUUUUGACAAACAUUAGUGAAACACCUCUGAAUAAAUAGGGAUUUCCCCUACUUGUCCUGUUUAUUGUCUUUUAGUUGUGUUCAAGGUUUCGAUUUUGGUUCUGAUUGCAAACUUGCUGGAUGCAGGAGGGAGCUGAUGCGAUGUUAUGCACGCCAGAUGAGAACUUAGAUUGAUUUUUUGGAGUCUGCCUGACUAUUUUUUGGUAUCGUCAUCUACUAGCUGGGUACUGUAAAUACAAAACAUUAUGCAUUUUUCAGUUUCUCAUCCCACAUUCUGUUCAUCGCGUGAUUGAUAAUGAUGAGAACGAAGCUCUGCAUAAUUGUGGAUCAUUACACAUCUGUAUAUCUUCUCAAUUGAGCAAUUUUGUUGUGUUUUUGGUCA
Populus nigra (black poplar) is the source of this 3200-nucleotide messenger RNA. RefSeq lists its product as uncharacterized. The transcript has 10 exons. The coding region runs from base 228 to 2225 and encodes 665 amino acids. Gene Ontology annotation, molecular function: protein binding. The record is from RefSeq and is a predicted model, not a curated record. NCBI's taxonomy places the organism in Eukaryota, Viridiplantae, Streptophyta, Magnoliopsida, Malpighiales, Salicaceae. Gene Ontology annotation, cellular component: cytoplasm.